AUGGUACUACUCCGUGCAGAUAUGCAAGUUUUAGCAUCCUUCCUGCAAGCAUAUUGCCCAAAAGUGGCCAAAGAGCUAAAUCGAUUGCACGUCGACUUGCUGUCGAUUUGCUCAGAAUGGUUCCUGACCUGGUUUGCCAAAAGCCUGCCCAUUUCUACUGUGCUGCGUGUUUGGGACACGCUCUUUUUCGAAGGCUUCAAGGUGCAGGGGCCUGACCCUGAACAAAUUUGGGGAAUGUGUUCACUUGCAUUGCAUGUGUCACAGGUGUUUUUCCGCAUUGCCAUUGGCAUCUUCAAGCGGGUCGAGCAGGAAAUCAUGAAGUGUCAAAGCUUUGACGUGGUGAUGGAGCGAGCAAAAGGUUGGCCAAGGAGCAUGGUGGAGCAUAACGAACUGCUGAAAGCCAGCUUUGAUGGAUUGCCAUCAUUCAGGCGACAAGCACUUCUCCGUGCUCGCAAUGAGGCUUUGAGCAAGAUCGAGCGCGAGGAUCUAGAGCGCAUGAAGCUGGCAGAAACCCGCUUGGCUCAGGUUGCGAGCGGACGAGGAUGA
This is a messenger RNA of Durusdinium trenchii, 546 nucleotides long. The record is from the annotation of a GenBank genome assembly. NCBI's taxonomy places the organism in Eukaryota, Dinophyceae, Suessiales, Symbiodiniaceae.